Messenger RNA from Selaginella moellendorffii, 2009 nucleotides. Its product is annotated as zinc finger protein CONSTANS-LIKE 14. Gene Ontology annotation, molecular function: protein binding; zinc ion binding. NCBI's taxonomy places the organism in Eukaryota, Viridiplantae, Streptophyta, Lycopodiopsida, Selaginellales, Selaginellaceae. The transcript has 5 exons. The record is from RefSeq and is a predicted model, not a curated record. Bases 548 to 1906 code for a protein of 452 amino acids.
UUUCAUUAGGCUUUGGGCUUAAACCCUAUCCACACUCUCGUGCUCGCUCGAGGCUGGAAUUGGCCGCCUCCACACCGCUCCCAAGCGAUCAAGGCGAUUAGAUCGGCGCUCGCGGCCCUGGAUCCUCCUCGCAUCAUCGAAAUGCCGGCGCUGGCGCUGGGAAUGGGGGUUGGGCGCUGCUAGGAAAUCGGCGACGGAGGUGGGGUUUUAGUCUUAGAUGCUGCUUGCAGAGAUUUGCGGGGGAGGAAUUCGCCUUCCAGAUGGACUGCUCGCUUGCCACAUAUCGUUGCGGCCAUCAGCUUGCGAGUUUUCUCUGGUUCCUCUACUCGCCGUCAUAGAAACUUAAAAGGUCCUAUCCAGGUACUUCACGAGAGAGAAUAUAGAUCAAGUUCUUCUGGUCCACACAGGUUCUUCACGAAGCAAAUCAAAAUAUCUGCGAUAAGCCAACUUUACGCAAGUUCUUUAAAUGACUUGAAAACGGAGGUUUUCUACACAGGUACAAGAGAGAAGUAGAAAUAGUUCUAGAGAAGGAAAAGCGGGGACUUUGAUGGAGAGACCUUGCGACUUUUGUGGAGACGAACGAGCCACUGUCUACUGCAAGGCCGAUGCUGCGCUCCUGUGCCUCUCGUGUGACCGCAACGUUCACGAUGCAAACGCUCUCUCCAGGAGGCACUCGAGAACUCUGGUGUGCGAUAUGUGCGUCGUCCAGCCUGCUGUGGUUCGCUGUGGAGCGGAAAGCAAGGCCUUUUGCCAGGCCUGCGACGGCAAAAGACACGCAGAGUACCGAGCUAUGCACCACAAGAGGCGCGCUAUUGUAUCCUACACGGGAUGUCCUUCGUCGGCGGAGCUUGCUCGGCUAUGGUACUGUGAUGUGUCCGAUGAACCAGGUGGGAAUGGAAGUGGAAAUGGAAGCGGGAAGGGAUCUACGUCUAAAUGUCUGGAGACCUUUCAAGGCUGGGUACCGGCAUCAAGUCAGUCGCAGCAGCAGCUCCACCACCCUUCAACUCCACAGAGCCGGGAGAAGAAGAUCUUCCAGCAGCUGAUGAUCUUGCAAAAUCGGCCCCCACAGCAGGGACUCGGGCAUCAACAGCGAGAGAAAGCCAUCACGCAAGCACAGACUUUGAUGCCUCCACCUCCACCGAGGCCUUCGACGAGCAGCAGCAACGGUGUUGCGGAGAUCCAGUACCAGACGGCUCAACUUGGCCUCCACAGCCCGUCCUCAAAGCCCGAGAGUGGCGAGAUUUUUCCUCAGCAGGGUGAGAACGCCUGGAAGGCAGCGAGUCCAGACCAGCAGCUCUGGAACAACGCGCAGGACAUGGGAAUCGAUGAUAUCUGCAAAGCGCUGACGGCUGACGACGUGAAUGUCUUUGACAACUACGAAGAUCUUUUCCUCUCGGCCCAGGACGCCGCUGGAACCCCGUUUCAAGACAUUGGAAUCGCGUGCCCGAGCAUGGCUCCGGCCAUGAGCUCCAAGAGCAUGCAAAACGGAUGCUCGAGCAUGGACACUGCAAACUCUCUCCAGUCGGACGCUUCCGAGUCGGCGUGUAGAGGCCCUUUCCAUCCGGCAGCAGCAGCGGGAAACGUCCAGUUCUCUCCGAGGCCGGCUUGCUCCAGUGGAGUGAGCGGAGAUAGCAGUGGCACUGAGUACGCGGACUGUGCUUCGGUGUUUUACUCGGCUGGAGAGCUGUGGAGCUCGACUAGCUCCGAUCCUGCGGCGGCCUCGGAGGCAAGAGGGAAUGCCAUGCUCCGGUACAAGGAAAAGAGGAAAACUCGCAAAUACGAGAAACGAAUCCGGUAUGAAUCUCGCAAGACUCGUGCUGAUACAAGACGGCGGAUAAAAGGCCGCUUUGUGAAAGCCGGGCAAGUCUACGACUAUGAUCCGCUCUCUACAACGAGAAGCUACUGAAAUUCUUUUUGGAACUUCUUAUAUAUGUAUUGUAAAAUCGUCUAAAGCUUCAAAAAUGUUGUAUAUAAUUUGCUGUAUAAUCCCAUACCAACUUAUUCAAGUA